AGAGAACCCUUUUAAGCUUAAAGACAGGAAAUGGAGACACCCAAAGAACAUCAAACAAAGAAGGCAACAUCAACAACAAAGAAACAACGAAUUGCUUUUCCAGUUAUGACAUGGGGAAUCAAGAACCAUUUUCAUUCAAUUGCUGUCCUUGUAACAGUUCUAGUCAUUUCUACCAUCUACCUCACAGGAAAGAACAACAUGAAAUCGUCUCAAGACAGUCUCGCGACACAUAAAAACUCCGGCGAUUCGCCGUCCCAAUGCAAUUUGUUUUCAGGCAAAUGGGUUUUUGAUAACUCUUCAUACCCUCUAUAUUCAGGGAACCAAUGCACUUACAUGUCAGAUCAAGUGGCCUGUGAGAAAUUUGGGAGAAAGGACUUGAGUUAUCAGAAUUGGAGAUGGCAACCACACCAAUGUGACCUCCCAAGGUUCAAUGCCAAGGCAUUGCUGGAGAAACUGAGAGGGAAAAGGCUUGUUUAUGUUGGGGAUUCCCUUAAUAGAGGUCAAUGGGUAUCUAUGGUUUGCCUUGUAGAGUCUUCAAUACCUCCUUCACAGAAGUCUAUGCAUAGUAAUGGGUCUUUGAUCACCUUCAAGGCCAUGGAGUAUAAUGCAACAAUAGAGUUCUACUGGUCUCCUCUUUUGUUGGAAUCAAAUUCAGAUGAUCCAGUAAACCAUCGUCUACCUGAUCGAAUUGUCAGAAUUGAAGCAAUCGAGAAGCAUGCAAGAUACUGGACAGAUGCAGAUGUACUAGUCUUUAACACCUAUCUUUGGUGGAGAAGACCCAAAAUGAAGCUCUUGUGGGGCUCUUUUGAUAGGCUCGAUGAUGGAAUCUAUAAAGAGGUAGAGAUGCUGCGCAGCUAUGAAAUGGCCCUGAAGACAUGGUCGGACUGGUUGGAUAUCCAUGUGAACCGGACCAAGACCCAGUUGUUCUUUGUUAGCAUGUCCCCCACACACUUGCGGAAGCAUGAGUGGAGCAAUGCAAGAGAGGGGAAUUGUUACAAUGAAACAAAGCUCAUAACAAAAGAAGGAUACUGGGGGGAAGGAUCAGAUCUGAGGAUGAUGAGGUUAGUGGAAGCGGCGAUCGAGGAGUUGGGGAAGAGAGGAUUAACGGUGCAGAUGUUGAAUAUCACGCAGAUGUCGGAGUACCGGAAAGAAGCCCACCCUUCCAUAUACAGGAGGCAAUGGGAACCUCUCACCCAAGAACAACUCUCCAACCCUACUUCCUAUGCCGAUUGUACUCAUUGGUGCCUCCCCGGCGUACCAGGCGCCUGGAAUGAGCUUCUCUACACCCUCCUCCUUCCUCCUUCCUCUUCUUCAUGAUAAGAAC
This is a messenger RNA of Telopea speciosissima, 1324 nucleotides long. RefSeq names its product protein trichome birefringence-like 34. The transcript has 5 exons. Lineage: Eukaryota; Viridiplantae; Streptophyta; Magnoliopsida; Proteales; Proteaceae. The record is from RefSeq and is a predicted model, not a curated record. Gene Ontology annotation, molecular function: O-acetyltransferase activity. Gene Ontology annotation, cellular component: Golgi apparatus. The coding region runs from base 31 to 1317 and encodes 428 amino acids.